Messenger RNA from Vicia faba (fava bean), 1293 nucleotides. Lineage: Eukaryota; Viridiplantae; Streptophyta; Magnoliopsida; Fabales; Fabaceae. The record is from the annotation of a GenBank genome assembly.
AUGGAAGUGCCAAUAUUAUGUGCUGGUGUUGUUGACUUCUUAGCUUCUAUCGUGGUAAACAAUAGUUGCAACAUCGAUUCCGCAUCUUUAUUAUUGUCAGAGACUAAUGUUAAUCUGGUUGAUGAAGCAUUAAGCAUACUUCAUAACCUUCAUGUAUCUGAAGCUGGAUUGAAGAAUCUACUAGCUUUCAAAAACGGUCAAUUUAUCGAGUCCUUAACAAAAGUUUUACAGAAAGGUUUCUUUGAAUCAAGAGCUUAUGCAGUUUUCUUGCUUAAAUCUAUGACAGAAGUAGCUGAACCAGUGCAGUUACUUCAUCAAAAAACCGAUUUAUUCGUGGAACUGGUGCAAGUUUUGAAGGAUCAAAUAUCACAAAAGGUAUCAAAAGCAGCCCUUCAGACACUAAUUAUCCUCUGUCCAUGUGGAAGAAACAGAAUCAAAGGUGUUGAAGCAGGAACAGUUCCUGUCUUAAUAGAGCUUCUGUUAGAGAAUUGCAAAGACAGAAAACCAAAUGAAAUGAUGUUGGUUUUAUUGGAAUGUCUCUGUCAGUGUGCAGAAGGAAGAGCUGAACUUCUGAGACAUGGUGCAGGAAUGGCUGUUGUAUCUGCGAUCCGCGAUGAAAUAAACGAUGUCGAGAUAAUCUACAAACCGCUUUCUGAUAUGCUCGAAUGCGUAGGCGAAGCGGAUGUAGUUUUCACAAGCACGGCAUCAGAGAAUCCUUUGAUUUUAAAACAACAUGUUAAGGAACUUCCUUUCGCAAGCGAAGAAAUGGGACGAAAGUGCCUCUUCGUCGAUAUUUCUGUUCCGAGGAACGUAGGUUCGUGCGUCGAUGACCUCGAAUCAGUCAAAGUUUACAAUGUCGACAACCUUAAAGAGGUAGUGGCUGCUAACAAAGAGGACAGACUAAGAAAAGCAAUGGAAGCACAAGUGAUCAUCGGCGAAGAAUCGGGCCAAUUCGAAGCAUGGAGAGACUCGUUAGAAACUGUUCCUACUAUCAAGAAACUGAGAGCUUAUGCUGAAAGGUUAAGGAUUGCUGAGGUUGAGAAAUGUUUAGGUAAAAUGAGUGAUGAGGAUAUAAAUAAGAAGACACAAAAAGCAGUGGAUGAUCUUGGUAGAGGUAUAGUGAAUAAAAUGCUUCAUGGUCCAAUGCAACAUUUGAGAUGUGAUGGGAGUGAUAGUAGGACUUUGAGUGAAACACUUGAGAAUAUGCAUGCUUUGAAUAGAAUGUUUGGUCUUGAAACUGAGGUUUCUGUUUUGGAGCAGAAGAUUAGAGCUAAAGUGGAGCAAAAACCAUAG